Daphnia pulicaria is the source of this 901-nucleotide messenger RNA. It is a transcript of the gene Tango11, whose product is annotated as transport and Golgi organization protein 11-like. The transcript has 5 exons. Bases 80 to 865 code for a protein of 261 amino acids. NCBI's taxonomy places the organism in Eukaryota, Metazoa, Arthropoda, Branchiopoda, Diplostraca, Daphniidae. The record is from RefSeq and is a predicted model, not a curated record.
UACAGAAGUCGAUAGCUGAUAAAAAUAAAUAUUGUGAAUUUGUGUUUAGUAUUAUUCAAAAGUUAUUGUUAGCGUUUAAAUGGGUAGUCACGUGUAUAACAACGUCCGCGAUUUAUAUGAAAACUAUGCUUUUACUGAAGAAAUGAGUAGCAGAAUGCAGGUCCCCAAACGCAUUAUUUUUUCUGGUGGAACCAAUGAAGAUGAGGAACUCAGCAUGGAAAGCAAUAGCACAAGUUAUUCUUCCGAAGACGAAUCACAAUAUGAAAUGCAAGUGCCAGAAAGGAUCCUUGUCGUCGGAACCGAAGAAGAUGAUAAAAUCGGCAUGGGAAGCUAUAGCACAAGAUAUUCCUCCAAAUCAGAUUCCAAAUAUGAAAUGAAAGUGCCAGAAAGGAUCCUUGUUGUUGGACAAGAUCAGCAUGUUGGGAUGAAAGCACCUCCUCAUGAGCUUGUUUUGGAAAAUUCUAUUCUAUCUAUGAACAACUACCCUCCCAUUCGUGUUCGGACUCCACCAAGAUCUAUUACUGUUGAUGCUGUACCUAACAGCUUGGAUCAUGAAGAGGAUUUUGAAAGUGAUGAUGAUAAUAACCAAACUGAUCCUGAAUUUAACAAGCAAGAGAUGGUGUUGAUUGCUGACAAAAAUAGUUCAGCAAUGAUGUUAUCAGAUCCACCUCAACUUACCCUGUCAGCCUCUCAACUGACUGAAGAAGUCUUUGUAUUGAGGCAGCAGAUUGGGCGUCUACACCGACGUAUGGCAGGCUUUGAAAGGGAACAACAACAAAGGCAACAGCGCGAUGCUCUCGCGGUCUCUAUAGGAGCAGUGUAUCUUGUUUGGAAAGUCAUUUUGUGGCUAACUCGUUCUUCGUAAUGUAAAAUAAUCAAAUAAACAUGUUAGAUGUGCAAA